CCAGGGCUUGGCUAGUGGGUUUGGGGGGGGCGGUGGUGCAAGGAACCUGGCGUGUGCCUGCCAGCCGGCCGGCAAGUGGACGGCCCGCGGCGCGGUGGGGGCGGUGGCGGCGCGGUGGCCCCGGGCCGCGUGGCCCCUGGCAGCGCAGCCAUGGUUUCUAAACUGAGCCAGCUGCAGACGGAGCUCCUGGCGGCGCUGCUCGAGUCGGGCCUGAGCAAAGAGGCGCUGAUCCAGGCCCUGGGCGAGCCGGGGCCCUACCUGCUGGCUGGAGAUGGGCCCCUGGACAAGGGGGAGUCCUGCGGCGCUGGCCGAGGGGAGCUGGCCGAGCUGCCCAAUGGGCUGGGGGAGACGCGGGGCUCCGAGGACGACACGGACGACGAUGGGGAAGACUUCACGCCACCCAUCCUCAAAGAGCUGGAGAACCUCAGCCCCGAGGAGGCGGCCCACCAGAAGGCCGUGGUGGAGACCCUUCUGCAGGAGGACCCGUGGCGCGUGGCGAAGAUGGUCAAGUCCUACCUGCAGCAGCACAACAUCCCGCAGCGGGAGGUGGUGGACACCACCGGCCUCAACCAGUCCCACCUGUCCCAGCACCUCAACAAGGGCACCCCGAUGAAGACGCAAAAGCGCGCGGCCCUGUACACCUGGUACGUCCGCAAGCAGCGAGAGGUGGCGCAGCAGUUCACCCAUGCAGGGCAGGGUGGGCUGAUUGAGGAGCCCACAGGUGAUGAGCUGCCAACCAAGAAGGGGCGGAGGAACCGUUUCAAGUGGGGCCCAGCGUCCCAGCAGAUCCUGUUCCAGGCCUAUGAGAGGCAGAAGAACCCCAGCAAGGAGGAGCGAGAGACCCUGGUGGAGGAAUGCAAUAGGGCGGAGUGCAUCCAGAGGGGAGUGUCACCAUCGCAGGCACAGGGGCUGGGCUCCAACCUCGUCACCGAGGUGCGUGUCUACAACUGGUUCGCCAACCGGCGCAAAGAAGAAGCCUUUCGGCACAAGCUGGCCAUGGACACGUACAGCGGGCCCCCACCGGGGCCAGGCCCAGGACCUGCGCUGCCUGCCCACAGCUCCCCUGGCCUGCCCCCACCUGCCCUCUCCCCCAGUAAAGUCCACGGCGUGCGCUACGGACAGCCUGCAACCAGCGAGGCAGCAGAGGCGCCCUCGAGCAGCGGCGGUCCUUUAGUGACAGUGUCCACGCCUUUGCACCAAGUGUCCCCCACAGGCCUGGAGCCCAGCCACAGCCUGCUGAGCACCGAAGCCAAGCUGGUCUCAGCGACUGGGGGCCCCUUGCCGCCUGUCAGCACGCUGACCGCGCUGCACAGCUUGGAGCAGACGUCUCCAGGCCUCAACCAGCAGCCCCAGAACCUCAUCAUGGCCUCGCUGCCCGGGGUCAUGACCAUCGGGCCUGGUGAGCCUGCCUCCCUGGGCUCCACCUUCACCAACACGGGAGCCUCCACCCUGGUCAUUGGCCUGGCCUCCACCCAGGCGCAGAGUGUGCCGGUCAUCAACAGCAUGGGCAGCAGCCUGACCACCCUGCAGCCGGUCCAGUUCUCGCAGCCACUGCAUCCUUCCUACCAGCAGCCUCUCAUGUCGCCUGUGCAGAGCCACGUGGCCCAGAGUCCCUUCAUGGCCACCAUGGCCCAGCUGCAGGGUCCUCACGCUCUCUACAGCCACAAGCCCGAGGUGGCCCAGUACACCCACACAGGCCUGCUCCCGCAGACCAUGCUCAUCACCGACACCACCAACCUGAGCGCCCUUGCCAGCCUCACGCCCACCAAGCAGGGGGCUGUUCUGGUCCCCCAGGUCUUCGCCUCGGACACCGACGCCUCCAGUGAGUCUGGGCUUCACGCACCGGCCUCUCCGGCCACCACCAUCCACAUCCCCAGCCAGGACCCUGCCAGCAUCCAGCACCUGCAGCCUGCCCACAGGCUCAGCGCCAGUCCCACAGAUGAGGAAGUGGACACUCGAGGUGACGGACCUGUCUCAUCUACUGGGUGGCAGAGCCAGGACAUGAACCCAGUGUCCUCCAGCAGCCUGGUGCUGUACCAGAGCUCCGACUCCGCCAGCGGCCACAGCCACCUGCUGCCAUCCAACCACGGCGUCAUUGAGACCUUCAUCUCCACGCAGAUGGCCUCCUCCUCCCAGUAACCUCGGCAACCUACCAGGGGCUGGGCCCUGGAGCCUGCACUGCCUGCCUGGGGGUGACAAGGCAGCAGUCGCCACCACCUGGAGGGCUUCUGAGCCUGCCCAGCUGGCGCCCCACAGGACAGCUGCCUUUCCUGGAAAACCCGACUCGUUCCCACCUCCCACUCUGCAGCCUCCGAAAGCUGCCUCAACUGAGGAGGGUGUCACUUGCCCAAGAGGGGACUGUGGAGCGCUGGGAAGCAGAGUUGUUCCUGGAGGAUCCUGGAGGGACUACCUGAGCUGCUGGACGACCUGCUGUUAUUUGGAAGAGAAAGGGGCAGCCUUUGACCCUGGUGCCCCAGCUCGGGCCUGAGGAUAGCCCUGGAGGCACGCUUCUCUCGGCACAAGCCCAGCGGCUGUGACUCGCUGAGCCCUGUGAGGCCCUAGAUCAGCAUGGCCGCAUGGUCACCUCUGCAUCCACGGGCUGCUUGGCCCUGCGCAGCUCCUUCCAGUGAGUGAGCCACAAGUCCACCCAUACGCACCCGUCCCCACGCACCAGGCACGUCCCAGUGGCUGCUUUCUCCCAGGCCUGGGGCUCCGUGCCCAAGCCCUGGGCAGCUCAAGCAAUGGGGAAGGCACGCAGGGCUCUCCUGCCUCCCUUGUCCAGAGCCACCCCCUCUCCACGGCCUCCAGGACCCCUCAUUUUCCUGGACAUGUGUUCCUGACCUCAGGCCUUCUGAAGCCAGCUAGCAUCCUGCCACUACCAGACAGACCACUUCGGGACGAAGAGGUCGUCCUUGCUCCUGUGACCAGCUGUGUCAAGUCCAGGUCCCAGGGCAGCAGCUCCUCUGGCCCUGGGGCCCUGCAGACCCUUCUUUUUUUGGAGGUGGGUGGUUACCAACCUCAGAAGGCAGCAAGGCCUGAGCAGCGGGCAGAGCGGAGGUCCAGAGGGAGAAGCGUGGCAAGAUGAGGGGCCACCUGCAUGGAUGGACUGAUGCUUGGGAGCCCAGCUGGCUGCGAACUGGGGUCUAGGCAGCUGGCAGCCACCCUGAGGAGUCUGAGGUCCUGAGCACCCCUGGGAAGGGCAGAGCAGCUGCCAACCCAGGGCGCACGUGACCUUACCUCCUGGGCCUGCGGUGGAGAACCUGGGCCUUGGGAGAACCAGCACCUCUGCGGCUUGUAGCCAGCUGUGGGGGAGCCUGUACGUUUAUUUAACUUUUAGUAAAGUCACUAAGAAACA
Messenger RNA from Sciurus carolinensis (gray squirrel), 3355 nucleotides. RefSeq names its product HNF1 homeobox A (gene Hnf1a). Bases 151 to 2139 code for a protein of 662 amino acids. Gene Ontology annotation, molecular function: RNA polymerase II cis-regulatory region sequence-specific DNA binding; DNA-binding transcription factor activity, RNA polymerase II-specific. Lineage: Eukaryota; Metazoa; Chordata; Mammalia; Rodentia; Sciuridae. The transcript is spliced from 11 exons. Gene Ontology annotation, cellular component: nucleus. Gene Ontology annotation, biological process: liver development; pancreas development; positive regulation of DNA-templated transcription. The record is from RefSeq and is a predicted model, not a curated record.